UAUGUUGAGAUCCACCGGUUUCUUCCGAGGGAUUGACUGCCCGUUUUACUCUGAGAACUAUAACGGGAAGCUCGGUAAAAAUGGGUGCAACAGACCCUACUGUCACUUCAGACACAGCAAACAUGGACCUGCGUCUUAUGCUCUGCAGGAUAUCAGAAAAUCGAAAGAGGUCUUAACUGAUCCAAACGAUCAAGGCUAUGAUCCAUACAACCCAGAGGUAGUGAGACCAGAGGACCAAUACAAUGGGGAGUCUUCGUCAGACCUGGCGACCAGCACGGGUGUGGAUUUGGGUUCCAUGGAGCUCGAACAGGUCAACCGUGCUAUCGAGGCUGUCCGCAACGAGGUGGAGAGAGAGAAAAAGAAGCUGUCUCAAAUCGGGGAUCAAAAGUAUGAACCCACCAGCGCUCCCGUUAAAGCGGGAUCUAAGACGCACGCCCAGUCCCAUCAGGGGUACGACCCAGGAAGUUAUCAAAUGGCCCAAGCCAGUGAUUACAACCCCACACCUUGCUCCAGCAAAUAUACUUUGGACUCUGAAAGCCAGGGCAGCAACAGUAACUCAAUGGAGUACGUGCCCACAGCUGUUACCAAGACAGCUGUAAAAAAGCCUGCUGUUCCUCAGAAUUCUCGUGCUGUGUCACGUUCCUCCAGUCCCCAGAACUCUGCUUCGAAAUCAAAGUACACACUGGACAACGCCAAGCCUCCAACCGACAUGGAGUACGACCCUCUUUCCAAUUUCUCUGCUAAACCAGCCAUGAAGGGUAAUAAGGACAGGAAGCUGUCCUUAGAGGGAGAGGGUCAGAAGAGACGUCUUUCCACAGAGAAAGCGAAGCGGGCGACGGAGGAGGAGUACGUGCCGACCGCAAAGAAGCCGCGGCAGGCGCAUCCCGCCGACGCCCCAAAGUACACCCUGAGUCUCUCCGAAUCCGACGAGGAAAGCUCCGGAACGGAGUACCGACCCACCUCCUUGAGUCGCCUGCAGCGUAGGAAAAGCAGCACAGAAUCGACGGAGGAGAAUUUGAAGAAAACGGCGGGAAGGGCUGUCGCGUCUUUACCAAAGCACCAGAGAAAUCAGGAUUACAAGCCAGAUUAUAGCUCGUCAGACGGUGACGGCGAAGAUUUUAAGACGCAGGAUGGCGGUAAAGAAGCGACUGAAAGAAUCGGCCAGCCGAAGACGAGCAAAACAGAAAGAGCGAAAAAAGAAGAAAAGGACUCUUCUAGAAAAAGCGACAAGAAAAACAGUAGCGGUGGGGACCAGUCAGUGAAGAGAUUAAAUCAGGACGGUACCAAGAAAGAUAAAGGUCAUACGAAAAACACAGAGGAAAAGAACAAAUUGAAAGAAAAGUCUACGGAAAACGUCAGGAAAGAAGGAAAAGAGGCGAAAAUCGGCGACGGCAAGAGCGCGAAGGCCGAGAGAUUAAAAGGAGACCACGGCCAUAGGGAGAAAGAAAAAAUGAAAAGUGACUCUAAAAAGCCCAAGACGACAGACAAGGGUGAAAAAGAAUCUUCCAAGUCCAAAGACCAAAGAAACGGGAAACACGACAGCGGCGGAAGAGAAAAAGAGAAGAAGAGAAGCAGCCAAGGGGGGGGCGGCACCGGUGGAGGUGGCAGCAGCAGCAGCAACAGCAGCAAAGAGAGAAGCAAGAAGAGCAGCUCGGGGCUGGAAAGCAGAGGGGCCAACCCCGAGAAAACCAAACAGAGGUCCCUGAGUCACGUCGACCUGUUCGGGGACGAGAGCGGGGAGGAAGAUGAUCAGCUGGUGAGGAAGUCAGCGUCGGCUUUCAAAAGAGGAAGCUUGAUAAACAACAAGAGGAAAGCUUCCGAGGUCACGGCCUCCUCCUCAGAGGAUGGAGGUUCUGAACACGACAGAGAGGAUCGCGACGCCGACGAAGAUGAUGACGAUGUCGACGUCGAUGAAGGCGGCGUGGACUACUCCCGGCUGCAGGACGAAAUGGGCUAUGACUCCGACCCUAUGGAGGAAUGUCUGAGAAUCUUUAACGAAUCCAGGGACGUGAAAACUGAAGACAAAGGCAGACAAGCCAAACAGAAGGAGCCGGAAGAAGACAAAGAGACAGAGAGCACUUUAACCACUCUCUUCCCAGGCCAGAAAAAGAGAGUGUCCCACUUCAAGGCCAAAGGAAGUACCGAAACGACACGGAACCCCGUGGCCCUUCCCCAGCGGAGGUUAACCGCACAGGAGAUCUGUUACCAGCGCAUGCGCAUAGCGCAGCAGCAGGCUGCGCAGCUGGCCGAGGCGGUAAAGACCGCGACCCCGGCGGUGAGUCCCGCCUCCAGUUUCCCGGGAGAGAAAAGAAGAGUUGCACACCGGCCUAACGCUCUAGCUUCUUCAAAACCUGGUCUGGCUGAUUCCAAAAAGUCUGGCAGUCAGGGGUUAGCGUCUACAAAGGCAGCGUCGGGUCAGCUGUCUGUGAGGGCACACACUUCUGCAGGAAUUCUCUCAAAGACUACGUCCACCGCAGUCCAGAAGAGAGUAGCCCAUACACCCACUCUGAAGAGCUCUUCAAUGAAGCGACCCGUCAUCCCCGCAGAGUUUGGGGCUAAGGUGCCCACAAACAUUCGGCAGAGAUAUCUCAACAUCUUCAUAGACGAGUGUCUGAAAUUCUGCCCGUCUGAAGAAGUGGCUUUUCAAAUGGCUUUGGAUGAGGAGAAGGUUGUGUAUGACAGAAGCAGCAGUAAAAAUAUUUAUCUGAACGUGGCGGUGAACACGCUGAAAAAACUACGCAGCAAGAGCAGCGCCUCUCCCUCGCCUAAGACAAAGAGCCCGGUGACAGCGGUGAACAGGAAGGCGCAGUCGCACGAGGACGUGCUUGGAGGACGUCUGGCCGCUAAGACCAGCUUCACGGUCAAUCGCACAGGGAAGCAGCAGGAGCUAGAGCUCAGAGGUGCCAAUCUGUACCGAAAGCUGAAGGAGUACGUAAUGACGGAGGAGCAGCUGCAGGAGCACGGUUACCCCAGGCCCCACCCCGAUCGCCCGGGCCGCGCCCUCAUUUAUAACGUCCCCGAGAAAAAGAACCCCGACCCCUUCUGUAAAGUGUGCUGUCGAUGUGGGGCUGAGUAUAAAAUCAACGCCAACGGCAGCUGUGUCCGAAAGGAAGAGUGUCAUCAUCACUGGGGGCGACUACGACGUUACAGAGUGCCUGGAGGUUGGGAGACCCAGUACAACUGCUGCUCUGGUUCAGUGGGCUCACUAGGCUGUCAGGUGGCUAAGCAACAUGUGCAGGAUGGGAGAAAAGAGUCUUUAGACGGCUAUGUGAAAACCUUCAGCAAAUCGUUACCGGCUGACGGUAACGGCGGCGUCUAUGCCUUGGACUGUGAGAUGUGCUACACAAAACAAGGCCUGGAGCUAACCAGAGUUACGGUCAUUAACUCUGACCUCAAAGUCAUUUAUGACACGUUCGUAAAGCCCGAAAGUAAAAUAGUGGAUUACAACACAAGGUUUUCGGGCGUGACUGAAGAAGACUUAGAAAACACCACCAUCACUCUGCGUGAUGUGCAAGCCGUGUUGUUGAACAUGUUCAGUGCUGAGUCCAUUCUGAUUGGACACAGUCUGGAGAGUGAUCUCUUUGCCCUCAAGCUCCUACACAGCACGAUUGUGGACACAGCCAUCGUCUUCCCUCAUCGGCUGGGCUUGCCCUACAAACGAGCCUUACGCAACCUCAUGGCAGACUACCUCAAACGCAUCAUCCAGGACAACGUCGAGGGGCACGACUCGAGCGAAGACGCCAGCGCUUGCAUGGAACUCAUGAUGUGGAAGAUCCGGGAAGAUGCCAAGGUCAAGAGAUGACCUCUGACCUCUCUGUUCUCUCUCUCUCGCUCUCUCCACCUGUGUCGCUGUAGACAGAUACAGACUGAAAAAAAGAGAGAGA
Molecule: messenger RNA, 3884 nt
Organism: Chanos chanos (milkfish)
Lineage: Eukaryota; Metazoa; Chordata; Actinopteri; Gonorynchiformes; Chanidae
Gene: rexo1
Product: REX1, RNA exonuclease 1 homolog
Exons: 16
Coding region: 2-3802 (1266 amino acids)
Cellular component (GO): nucleus
Molecular function (GO): nucleic acid binding; exonuclease activity
Source: RefSeq, a predicted model, not a curated record